Molecule: messenger RNA, 2626 nt
Organism: Charadrius vociferus (killdeer)
Lineage: Eukaryota; Metazoa; Chordata; Aves; Charadriiformes; Charadriidae
Gene: SLC27A4
Product: solute carrier family 27 (fatty acid transporter), member 4
Exons: 12
Biological process (GO): medium-chain fatty acid transport; response to nutrient; very long-chain fatty acid catabolic process
Cellular component (GO): microvillus; endoplasmic reticulum membrane; plasma membrane
Molecular function (GO): long-chain fatty acid-CoA ligase activity; long-chain fatty acid transmembrane transporter activity
Source: RefSeq, a predicted model, not a curated record
AUGCUGCGUCUGGCUGCUUUUGCAGCACUGCUGCUGUUCUUCAGGGUCAGCCUGGAGCUGUCCUGGGCUCAGGCCAUCCCUGCUCUCUUCAUCUUCUACCUGGGAUCUGGCGGAUGGGACUUCUUCCUCAUAUUCAUCAAGACAAUACGAAGGGACGUCACCACGGGGCUGGUCCUGUUGCGGGUGAAGUGGCAGGUAUGGAGGCAUGUGAGGGAGAAGAACACAAUUGCCAAGAUCUUCCAGAAGACUGCGAGCAAGUAUCCAGAGAAGACAGCUCUGAUCUUCCAAGGCACAGGCGAGAGCUGGACCUUCCGGCAGCUGGAUGAGUACUCCAACAGGGUGGCCAAUUUUUUCCAUGGCCAAGGCUUCCGCUCUGGUGACGUGGUUGCUCUUUUCAUGGAGUCCCGCAAUCAGUACGUGGGGCUGUGGCUUGGCUUGGCCAAGAUUGGGGUGGAGACUGCCCUCGUGAAUUCCCACCUGCGCAUGGAGGCCUUACUGCACUGCAUCACUAUCUCCAACUCCAAGGCUGUGGUUUUUGGGGUAGAGAUGAUGGAAGCAAUGCAGGAAGUGCAGCCCUCCCUGAAGAAGUCUAUCCAUCUCUUCUGGUCCGGGGAAGGAAGUCCCGAGUCUGUGCUUCCUGGUGCAAAACACCUGGACCCCCUGUUGCAAACGGCCCAGCAGCACCAGCCAACCCCUCCUGAUAAGGGAUUUCUUGAUAAACUCUUCUACAUCUACACCUCUGGCACAACAGGGCUGCCCAAGGCUGCCAUUGUGGUGAACUGCCGGUACUUCCGCAUGUCCAGCUUAGUUUUUUACGGUUUUCGCAUGAGGCCCGAUGAUGUGAUGUACGACUGUCUCCCGCUCUACCAUGCUGCAGGGAACAUCGUGGGGGUCGGGCAGUGCCUGCUGCAGGGCAUGACGAUUGUCAUCCGCAAGAAGUUCUCGGCCUCGCACUUUUGGGAGGACUGCGUGAAAUACAACUGCACGGUGAGGCCAUGAGGCAAGGAGCCAGCUGGGACUGGGGAAUUGUGCAGUACAGAAAAAAAAACCCCCCAGCCAUGCCAGGAGGUGGAGCGGCAGCACCGGGUGCGCAUGGCGCUGGGCAACGGGCUGCGUGCCUCCAUCUGGCGGGAGUUUAUGGCCCGCUUUGGCAUCGCCCAGGUGGCUGAGUUCUAUGGGGCCACUGAGUGCAACUGCAGCCUGGGAAACUUUGACAACAACGUUGGGUCAUGUGGCUUCAACAGUAGGAUCCUACCAGGUGUGUACCCCAUUGGUUUGGUAAGGGUGGAUGAAGACACCAUGGAGCUGAUCCGGGGGCCAGAUGGUGUCUGUAUCCGCUGCAAACCAGGGGAGCCAGGGCAGCUGGUAGGCCGUAUUGUCAAGAGCAACCCCUUGCAGCACUUUGACGGCUACCUGAAUCAGUCAGCCACCAACAAGAAAAUCGCCAGGGAUGUGUUUACAAAAGGGGAUGCUGCCUAUCUCACAGGGGAUGUCCUAGUGAUGGACAAAUACGGCUACAUGUACUUCCGGGACCGCACUGGGGACACAUUCCGCUGGAAGGGGGAGAAUGUCUCCACCACAGAGGUGGAGGGGACGCUGAGCCGCAUCCUCAACCUGACAGACGUGGUGGUUUAUGGGGUGGAGAUCCCAGGGAUUGAAGGGAAGGCAGGAAUGGCAGCCAUCGCCGACCCGGAAAACUCCUGUGACCUAGAAGGCUUUGCCAGUGAGCUAAAAAAGGCCCUGCCACUGUACGCACGGCCCGUCUUCCUGCGGUUCCUGCACGAAGUCUCCAAGACAAGCACUUACAAGUUCCAGAAGAUGGAGCUGCGGAAGCAGGGCUUUGACCCUUCGCUGGUGAAGGACAGGUUGUACUUCCUGGACUCCAGGCAAGGCCGCUACCUGCAGCUGGACCAGGCAGCGUUCGGCAGGAUCCAGUCAGGACAGCAGAAACUGUAACUGGUGGGGCUCAAGCAAGGCACCUCCCUGAAACCUGCUGGGGAGAGGGGGGCAAGGCAGGCACUGGGGAGGAAAAGGUUCAAGGAGUGAUAUAAAGGCACACUAGAGAUUUUAUUUGACAAGUUUUACAGAUAAUGGUUUGGGGGGAACACAGAGGGGACCAAGGGGAGGGGGAUGGUUACAUACCAAAGCAUAGACUCAUUAUGGCUUUAUUUUCUAUUUGGUACAGCGGUGGUGGUCCCAUGCCAUGGGAGGGGCAGGGCCCCGGCCAGUUGAGGAGGGGUGGGGUGCCUCUGCCAUUCCACUUUGCUUUUCCUAUCUUUCCCUCCCUUUUCCUGCCUGCAGCAACCCUUCCUUGUGAAGGCCAUUGAAGGGACCAGUGCUGGGCUCUUUCCCCACUCCUCCACCAAGCAGCCAGCUCCUCCUUGGCACAGGGCCCCCGCUGGCAGAGGGAAGCUGGGUACCAGGCGCAACCCCUGCCCCCUGCGUGGCCCUGCUGGUGUGUUUCUGCUGUGAAUCAGGGGAGCAGGGUAGUGCUGGGCUCAGGAGAGGGCCAGGGAUGUGUUUCUGCCAUGCCUUGCUGUCUCCUGGGAUGACAUUUCUAUUUUUCACAAUCACACGCACAUUAUAUAUAUUAUAUUAUAUAUAUAUAUAUUAUACACGCUGACUU